Molecule: messenger RNA, 864 nt
Organism: Cladophialophora psammophila CBS 110553
Lineage: Eukaryota; Fungi; Ascomycota; Eurotiomycetes; Chaetothyriales; Herpotrichiellaceae
Exons: 1
Coding region: 1-864 (287 amino acids)
Source: RefSeq, a predicted model, not a curated record
AUGGCUACCUACGAGACCGCCGAGGACAAAUACAUCACCAUCAACGGCAUCAAGCAUGCCUACCGCCUAUUCGGCCAAACCAGCGGGACCCCAUUGUUCCUCCACGUGCACUUCCGCGGCAACAUGGACUGGUGGGACCCAAUCUUCAUCAACCGGCUGGCGGCCAAGCGCCCGAUCCUACUGGUCGACAACACGGGCGUGGGCCGCAGCGAGGGCGAAGUCGGGACGAGUUUCGUCGCGUGGGCGCAGACCAUCAUCGAUGUGGCCGCGGCGCUGCACAUCCCCAAGCUGGACGUCCUGGGUUUCUCGAUGGGCGGCUUUGCCGCGCAACGCAUUGCCCUGCAAGCUCCGGAGCUGGUGCGACGGCUGAUCGUGGCCGGCGCGGGGCCCUCGGCGGGCGAGGGCGUCGUGGGCGGGGACCCUAAGUACUUCGCGGAAGUGGCGGGCGCGACGACGCUCGAGGACGCCAACACAGGGCUGAUGCACACAUUCUUCUCACCGUCCGCAAAAAAACAGACUAAGGCCGCGGAGUGGAUCAAGCGCAUGAGCUCGGCGCGCAAGGACCGCGCCCCCCUCCUGCAUGAGCAAGGAACACAGCGCCAGGUCGCGGCCGUACAGCGCUGGUUCUCGGGCGACUUCCGCGACGAGGGCUCCUUCGACAUGCUCGACCGCAUCACUGUCCCGACCCUCGUGGCCAAUGGCUCCAACGACCUCCUCGUCCCCACGGAGAACAGCAUCGCGCUGUGGAAGCGUCUCACCAACUGCGACGCCAGCCUGCACCUGUACCCGGAUUCCGGGCAUGGGUUUCUGGACGAGUACAAUGUGCACUUUUCGCAGCUAGUGAAUGAUUUCUUGGACGAGUAA